This is a messenger RNA of Suillus paluster, 1827 nucleotides long. RefSeq lists its product as uncharacterized. NCBI's taxonomy places the organism in Eukaryota, Fungi, Basidiomycota, Agaricomycetes, Boletales, Suillaceae. Gene Ontology annotation, biological process: L-tyrosine biosynthetic process. The record is from RefSeq and is a predicted model, not a curated record. Gene Ontology annotation, molecular function: prephenate dehydrogenase (NAD+) activity; prephenate dehydrogenase (NADP+) activity; NAD+ binding. The transcript is spliced from 5 exons. Bases 365 to 1717 code for a protein of 450 amino acids.
CGGAACUUACGAUUAGCUCUAUUGAAAUUCAGGUGGUCCUAUUAGUAUUAUGUCAGCUCAUUUCCAGUUUCAAUACUAUUUCACGUAGUUUAGGCUAAUACUUAACCUGGGGUCUACCUGUUCUAUGGCAAGUAGUACUGGUGAUACGCUAGUCAGACUAGUGAUAUUGAUAUCGGUCGUUAACGACUUGACGCUCUCCCACGCCCUGUACACUAGCAUAACAUAGCCAGUCAAGUCACUAGCUCACUUGCGCCUUAGCCUAACUUACGUCUACUAGCUCAUUAAUGCCCUUCGGAUCUAGGCAAGUAUUUCAAUCUCCUUCUUCAACUUCUUCUCGGUAUUCCUCUCUCUCUCGACCCUCGAUAUGCUUCGCACGAAUCUCUCUCCAAAUGACCCCGUAGACCAACAUCCCACCAUCGGUUUGAUCGGGAUGGGUGCAAUGGGCGCUAUGUACGCAACUCAUCUCUCAAACGCAGGCUGGAAAAAAAUCAGCGUUUGCGAUAUUCCGGAGAAAUUCGACUCCUUGAAGCUCCAAUAUGCAAACGUACCUGGAAUUACAGUCCACGAAGAUGGACAUGCCGUUUCGCGAAUUUCAGACUUCAUAAUGUACUCCGUGGAAGCCGAGUACAUAGACCGUGUAGUCGCACAGUAUGGUCCAUCAACCAAAGUAGGCGCUAUCGUCUCUGGUCAAACAUCCGUCAAAGCUCCCGAGAAAGACGCUUUUGAAAAGUACCUCCCUCAAGACGUCCACAUCGUGUCCCUGCAUUCUCUUCAUGGUCCGACCGUUUCCCCUGAGGGCCAGCCCCUGGUUCUCAUACAACACCGCGCUCCAGACUCGGCCCUUCAUGUCGUCGAAAGCAUCUUUCGUUGCUUCCGCUCUCGCUUCGUCUAUUUGACAUACGAAGACCACGACCUAGUUACCGCCAAUGUCCAAGCGGUCACCCACGCUGCCUUCCUCACCAUGGGCACAGCCUGGGCAAGCCAGCGCUCCUAUCCCUGGGAACAAGGCCAAUACGUCGGCGGAAUAGAAACAGUCAAAGUAAACAUCAUGCUCCGUAUCUACUCAAACAAAUGGCACGUAUACGCAGGCCUCGCAAUCCUAAACCCCUCCGCCCGCAUCCAGAUCGACCAAUACGCUUCCUCCGCAAGCGCUCUCUUCAAACUCAUGCUCGCAGGCGACGAAGAAGGCCUCCGCACGCGUAUUUAUCAGGCACGCGAACAGGUCUUUGGGACCGUCAAAACAGAACGCGCUCCCAUUUUCCUUACUGAAGAUGUUCUGGAUCAGUUUACGAUCGGCGGCAACCCGAAGCUGAACGGCAGGUUAAGUCCGACAGGCACAACCGCACCCCGUGCGAACAGCCAACUCGCACUCCUCGCAAUGGUAGACUGCUGGGCCCACCUCCAGAUCCAGCCUUUCGACCACCUCGACCUAGCAGCAACACCCAUAUUCAGGAUGUGGAUCGGCGUCGCAGAAUACCUAUUCCGUUCCACCGAACGACUAGACGCUGCCAUUCGCUCAGCUGUAUAUGACGUCACCCAUCGCUCGGAUGAUUUAGAGUUUGUUAUUGCUGCGAGGGGGUGGAGUCAGUGCGUGUCCUUUGGGAGCUUGGAGUUGUAUAAACGGAGGUUUUUGGAGACCGCAUCGUUUUUUGAGAGUAGGUUUGAGGAGGCGGGUGCGAUUGGGUCGGAGAUGAUAAAAGCUAUUUCGCAGAGUUAGCGCGUUAUCUUGUACGUUUCGUGUAGAAUGUCUUGCUGUUUUUUUGGAUCUGGUGCUGCAUCACUCGUGAAUGAUAUGAUGUCUUCGACUAGCCGCUGGUUUGGCGGACA